This is a messenger RNA of Scomber japonicus (chub mackerel), 1641 nucleotides long. Its product is annotated as organic cation/carnitine transporter 2-like. Lineage: Eukaryota; Metazoa; Chordata; Actinopteri; Scombriformes; Scombridae. Gene Ontology annotation, cellular component: membrane. The transcript has 11 exons. Gene Ontology annotation, biological process: transmembrane transport. The record is from RefSeq and is a predicted model, not a curated record. Bases 1 to 1641 code for a protein of 546 amino acids. Gene Ontology annotation, molecular function: transmembrane transporter activity.
AUGAAAAAUUAUGCUGACGCCGUUGCCUUUCUGGGACAGUGGGGACGUUUCCAGCAAAUGGUCUUCUUCCUGCUCUGUGCUAGUAUUAUGCCAAAUGGAUUCGGUGCGUUCACCCUUGUCUUUGUGAAUGAUAUACCAACCCAUCACUGCCUGAUUCCUGAUGUCAACCUUUCCCGAGAUUGGCGUAGUGCUAUAAUCCCCGUACAGGUGGUGAAUGGGAAACAGGAGCGGAGCAAAUGCAGCAGAUACAGGCUGGAUGUGGUCCGAAAUCUUUCUGCUCAGGGAUUCAUUCCUGGUAAGGACGUCAACCUCACUGACCUGGAGCAGGAGAAAUGCGUGGACGGGUGGAACUACAGCACUGCCAUCUACCAAUCUACCAUAGUCUCUGAGUUUGACCUGGUGUGCAGUGAGCAGUGGAAGCAGCCAUUUACCUCCACUGUUUUCUUCCUGGGUGUUCUUUGUGGAUGCUUCUUCUCAGGACAGCUUGCUGACAGAUUUGGGAGGAAACCUGUUCUCUUCGCAACUAUCACAGUCCAGACAGUAUUUACCUUCAUUCAAGUCUUCUCCUCUUCAUGGAUUAUGUACACCAUCCUCCUCUACAUCAAUGGUUUGGGACAGAUGUCCAACUUUGUAGCUGCUUUAGUGCUAGGCGCUGAGACCUUCACUGGCAAUGUGCGGGUCCUGUACUCAUCUAUGGGUACAAUGUUAGGCUUUUCUGCUGGCUACAUGAUCCUGCCUUUGUUAGCUUACUUUUUAAGGGACUGGAAAUCACUGCAGUUGGCUUUGUCUGUGCCUUGCCUGGUCUACAUCCCCUUCUGGUGGUUCAUCCCAGAGUCUCCUCGGUGGCUUCUCUCUCAGGGUAGAGUGGAGGAGGCUGAGGCCAUAGUGAAAAAGGCUGCUAAGCUUAAUAAAGUUCAGGCUCCACCAGUCAUCUUUGAAGAUUACAGCGUCAAUAAGACAAAGACUAAGGAAAACUACAAUGUCCUCGACCUGAUGAGGAUCAGCAGCAUCAGAAUCACAACACUAAUUCUCUGCUUUGUGUCGUUCACAAUGAUUACUGGAUACUAUUGCCUGUCCUUCAACACAUCCCAACUCCAUACCGAUCCUUAUAUCAGCUGUUUCAUCUCAGCUGCUGUGGAGGUGCCAGCAUACAUUUCCAGCUGGCUGGCACUGCGUUACGUUCCACGACGACUAUCUGUCAUCGCUACCUGCCUCCUUGGAGCAGUGUCAUUGUUCUUCAUUCAGAUGGUACCUCAAAGCUUAUCAAAUCUUUCUCUUGCACUGGAGAUGGCGGGUAAAUAUUUUAUCACCACUGGUGCGUCAAUGAUGUUUACCUACACAGCAGAGCUUUACCCGACAGUGCUCAGGAACACAGCGACAGGUUUAUGCACCACUGUGUCCAGAAUGGGAAGCUGCAUUACACCUUUUUUGUUGGACAUGGGUACAUACUUUAAGCCUCUGCCAUAUAUUACAAUGGGGACUCUGUCUGUCGCAUCUGCCUUUGCUACUCUCUUCCUUCCAGAGAGUUUUGGACGACCUUUACCUGAAACUAUUGAACAUAUGUCUCAAAGAAGAAGGAUAAAGUGUCCAUGCGUCACUAGAAAAGAAGUCCCAGUACCUGUGGCAUUCUUGGACAGUUGA